This is a messenger RNA of Durusdinium trenchii, 1608 nucleotides long. Lineage: Eukaryota; Dinophyceae; Suessiales; Symbiodiniaceae. The record is from the annotation of a GenBank genome assembly.
GUAAAAGUACCAAAGAAUUCACAGGGACUCAAAGCAUAAUCUUACUGAUGCCUUGCGAAUUCAGUUCCGCCGUUCAGACAUGCUUCUUCCUUCGACCGUCGACCAUGAAUCAUAAAUAGCACACACAGCCUUGAGCCUUCGACCCUGAACCGAAGUCACUUCUUCUGAAUUGGUGACCAGGGUGCGGAUGUACAGCAACAUCACCAGAUGACCAGCAAGAUCCCCACAGCCAGUGGAGUUGGUCAAAGCAUAGAACUGCCAGAAAAGGCGUUUGAACCAGACUCAUGUUUCGUGCUUGCAAAACCACUCGCGCAUCAAAACACACACCAGGCUAUAUCUGCGAAGACGUCGCAGCACAGAAAAACCAAAGAGCCACGACGCAAACCACCUGAGGCGAGUUGCAGAUGAAGCGCUGCAGUGGCUGUCUAAAGAGCUGUGGUGCGCGAUGCCAUGGCUUCAUCGAGGAGCGCAAGGCCUUGCGCGAAGGCAGCUGUGCGAAGCGCUUGCUGCUUCGCAGCUGCCAGCAAUGCAAGGAGGCGUGUCAAGAGCUCCCAGAGGAGAUGCCCAUCCGCUUCCCAGAAGAUGAACCGAGAGUGGCAGACGUGUGGAUCACGAGCUAUCCCAAAGCUGGCUCGACUUGGGUGCGCCACCUCAUCACCAAUCUGCAUUUCGCUGUAGAAGGACAACGGAGACCGGCCUCAUUCAAAGAGGUGGAUGACUUCAUCCCCUUCAUCGAGGAUGGCCAAGGGUGGACCUCGCGCACCAUGUUCCGCGAUCGUCAAGGUCUGCGAUUUUGGAAGAGCCAUUCGCCCUUCCAUUGUGACACCUUCCCAUGCAAGGGCCACGUGGUGGCGCGGCAGGGCCCUUCGCAGUGCAUGUGUCCCAACUGUGCCGCCAAGUUCCGACGGGUGGUCUACAUCUACCGUAAUGGCUACAACACGAUGGCUUCCUAUUUCCGCUUCCGCUUGGGCUUGGGUCACCUUCGUGAUCGGAGAAACUUUGGGACCUUUGUGAAUGACCGGAGGAUGUACCCAGGCACCUCCUGGGCGGAUCAUGUUCGCUCCUGGCAGCACGCUGAGCAGCGCGGGGUGAAGAUCUUUUGGCUCCGGUAUGAAGCUCUCGAAGAGCACACGGAGGCGGAGCUCCAACGCUUGGCUCAGUUUUUGGGACUGAAGGCUGAGGAGGAGCAUUUGAGCUUGGCGGUGAACGCCUCGAGUGCCUCGACGAUGCAAGAGAUGGAGCACACGGAGGGUGGGCUGAAUUUCUUCAAGCUUCGCUACAACCGCAGCUCUUUGAAAUUUGUCUCCUCAGGACAGGGCAACAUGGCCACGAAGCGCUUGUGGCAGGACGUUUCCGAGGAGGUCUUACGAACCUGGAGGCAGCACAACGGCCCCACCAUGCGGUGUUUGGGCUAUCCAGACGCCCCAGUCUGAGAUGAUGGGCUUCAACGGCGUUCCCCUGGCGGCCUUCCGGAAACCCGGCGCGCAGAGCGCGGAGGAUCGACUCCACGACCACGCGGCGCCGACGCGAAAGUCGCGGGUCUCGCAGCGCCACGUUCGAUGCAGACGCUGAGACCGUGGAGACCGUGGAGACGGGUUCAGGUGCGAA